Marchantia polymorpha subsp. ruderalis is the source of this 1251-nucleotide messenger RNA. NCBI's taxonomy places the organism in Eukaryota, Viridiplantae, Streptophyta, Marchantiopsida, Marchantiales, Marchantiaceae. The record is from the annotation of a GenBank genome assembly.
AUGGAAUCCCCAAGGAAAGCUCUUGUGCCCGCACCGAAAGUCAAGCCUGGAAGCUCGAGCCCUCGUUGCCCCCAGUUCCUCUCCGCUCACAUCCGUCGUCCAAUGAUUUAUUCCAUAGCUCGCGCAGCCUCGGAUCGCUGGGCUGACCCGUAUUCUAACUCCACUCGCGCAGUGCCAGCACUAGAGUUAAGGCGGUUGCGAGAAAAGUCGUCCGUGCCGAGGCGGUACACAAAGGGGGAGGAGGGGGGGUUCAAAGUGUUGUCGUGGGGUGGAAAAGGGGGAAGAGGGGAGGGGGAGGGGCGGCUGCCCGGGGCAGGUCGGUCGGUCUACUUGCCGGAGACCCGGAGGAGGACCGGAAGACGGGGAGAGCGGCUGGGCCACUGGGCGCGACCGGCUGAAGCCGGUGCCUUUGGCUUCACGGGAGCUAUGGACUUUUCUCCCAUCCCCGGCAAAGAUUUUGUCCCGGUCUCUCGCCUCGCAGAACCGUCCGAUUAUCGAUCGGGCGGCCCCCGUCGCUUCACCUCGUUCGUCCCCCGCGACGACCUUUAUCCAUCCUGUUUGCAGAUUUCACGCUCUCCCCGCGAUAAAUCUGCGCCGAUAGUAGCACGACAGCCGUCCGAUCCGAGAUCCAACCGAUCGACUUACAGGUUGAAGUUACUCCUAUCGGUUACCGCGACGAGUUCAAAGGCCGCUGGUUCCCGCCACCGCGAAAGGGGAGCUCCGAUCCGGGCAUCCAUCCGGGCAGGCACGAGAGGCGGACGGAGGGCGGGGCCUACCGAGGGAGGUCGGAUCCGGGGGAGCGCGGACCGCCAGUCCAGCCGAGUCCAGCCGGACGACCGGGCCGAAGGCAACCGCGUGGAGCGAACGCCGGCCCCGACCGGGUCGCCACCACCACGGUCGCUCUCCGAUCGACGCAACGCGCGACGACGGACGGGACGGGACAGGACAGGACAGGACAGGACGAACGGGCCGGAACGGGCCGGGACUGGCCCCGGCCCCGGGCUAUGGCGGUGGUGGUACCACCACUCUCGUCCUCUUCGUGGUGCUGCUGCUGCUGCUGCUCCAGAAAAGAAGAGCCCCGAGGCGCGCAGCAUCAUCGUCGCCAGCAGCUGCUGCUCUGCUGCCCCUGCCGUUGCGCUGCGAGACGAGGAGAGGAGAGGAGAGGAGAGGAGCAGGCGAGGGCGCGGAGCAUUGGUUGGAGCUGGAAAGAAGAAAGGCGGAGCUGGAAAUGCUCGAAUGCUCGCCGCGUAG